This is a messenger RNA of Jatropha curcas, 2364 nucleotides long. RefSeq names its product pentatricopeptide (PPR) repeat-containing protein. The record is from RefSeq and is a predicted model, not a curated record. Gene Ontology annotation, molecular function: protein binding; mRNA binding; rRNA primary transcript binding. Gene Ontology annotation, biological process: positive regulation of translation. Gene Ontology annotation, cellular component: chloroplast stroma. Lineage: Eukaryota; Viridiplantae; Streptophyta; Magnoliopsida; Malpighiales; Euphorbiaceae.
UAUUAGAGAAAGGCCGUAGUGAGAGUAGUAGAUAAGUGAGACAGAUAUUUUCUUCAAACAAACAUAACCCCCUUCCGCCAUGGCUGCCAAUCUCUCUGCAGCUCCAGAUUUUCAUCUUUCAAUACAAAAAUCAGAUAAGACAAAGAGACUCAUUUUCUUCACUGCACCAUUAAGGCAAAGUCAUACCAGAAGGAGACUUACCAUUUCCUCCAACUCCUUUCAAUCUCCUCCAAGAACAUCUCAAAAUGUCAAAGAAUCAGCAAACCCUAAAAAAAACCCUUCUUUAUCUGACCAACUCAAGCCUCUCUCUGCAACCACUCUCUCCACCGUCAAAAGCAAUCAAACCCAACUCUUAUCUAAACCAAAGUCCACUUGGGUUAACCCCACUAGACCCAAAAGGUCCGUGCUUUCCCUUCAAAGGCAGAAGAGAUCUCCUUACUCUCUCAAUCCUGAAGUUAAAGAGUUAAGGCUUUUUGCACAGAAGCUAAAUGAGUGUGAUUCUAGUGAAUCUGCUUUUGUUUCUCUUCUCGAACAAAUCCCUUAUCCACCAACUAGAGAAAAUGCUCUUCUGAUACUUAAUAGUUUAAAACCAUGGCAAAAGGCUUAUCUUUUCUUUAAUUGGAUCAAGACCCAGAACUUGUUUCCUAUGGAAACUAUAUUCUACAAUGUUAUCAUGAAGUCUUUGAGGUUUGGGAGACAGUUUGAGCUAAUUGAGAAUCUUGCGUAUGAGAUGGUAAGCAAUAAAAUUGAGCUUGACAAUAUUACAUAUUCAACUAUUAUAACUUGUGCUAAAAGGUGUAACUUGUUUGAUAAAGCAUUGGAGUGGUUUGAGAGAAUGUAUAAAACUGGUUUAAUGCCUGACGAGGUUACAUAUUCUGCUACUCUAGAUGUUUAUGCUAAAUUGGGUAAGGUUGAGGAGGUUUUGAGUUUGUAUGAGAGAGGAGUGGCUAGUGGGUGGAAACCUGACCCUGUUACAUUCUCUGUUUUGGCUAGGAUGUUUGGUGAAGCGGGGGAUUAUGAUGGCAUUAGGUAUGUUUUGCAAGAAAUGGAAUCUUUAGGUGUACAGCCUAAUGUGGUUGUGUACAAUACAUUGUUAGAGGCACUGGGUAAGGCAGGUAAGCCUGGCUUAGCUAGGAGUUUGUUUGAGGAAAUGGUCGAUUCUGGUCUGACCCCAAAUGAGAAAACAAUAACUGCAAUGGCUAAGAUUUAUGGUAAGGCUAGGUGGGCAAAGGAUGCAAUUGAAUUGUGGGAACGAAUGAGGUUAAAUAACUGGCCAAUGGAUUUCAUUUUGUAUAAUACAUUGUUGAGCAUGUGUGCAGAUCUUGGAUUAGAGGAGGAGGCUGAGAGGUUGUUUGAGGAUAUGAAGGGAUCAAAACAUUGUAGGCCAGAUAGUUGGAGCUACACAGCAAUGCUAAAUAUAUAUGGUAGUGGAGGAAAUGCUAUUAAGGCAAUGGAGCUGUUUGAAGAGAUGUCUGGGUUGGGAAUUGAUCUUAAUGUGAUGGGAUGCACUUGUUUGAUUCAGUGCUUAGGGAAAGCUAAGAGAAUUGACGAUUUGGUUAAGGUUUUUACUAUUUCAGUGGAGAGAGGGGUCAAAACUGAUGACAGGCUUUGUGGUUGCUUGCUAUCUGUUGUGUCACUAUGUGAGGAGAGUGGUGAUGCGGACAAGGUAAUUACUUGUCUGCAGCAAGCUAAUCCAAAGUUGGUUGCAUUUGUGAAGUUGAUUGAAGAAGAGAAAACUAGCUUUGACACUGUCAAAGAGGAUUUUAAAGCUGUUGUCAGUAACACUGCAGUUGAGGCACGAAGACCAUUUUGUAACUGUUUGAUUGAUAUAUGUCGCAAGAGAAAUCUUUAUGCCAGAGCUCAUGAGCUGCUUUAUCUAGGAACCCUUUAUGGAUUAUAUCCAGAUUUGCAUAACAAAACAAUAGAUGAAUGGAGUUUGGAUGUUCGCUCAUUGUCCAUUGGUGCAGCCCAUACUGCACUCGAAGAGUGGAUGGAGACUUUAACCAAAUUCGUCCAGCGUAACGAGGCAUUGCCAAAGCUAUUUUCAGCUCACACUGGUACAGGAACUCACAAGUUUUCUCAAGGACUAGCCAAUGCCUUUGCUUCCCAUGUAGAUAAGCUUGCUGCACCAUUUACAAAGAGUGAAGAAAGAGCUGGUUGUUUUGUGGCAACACGGGAAGAUUUAGUAACUUGGGUGCAAUCAAGGAGUCCAUCUCCUAUUACACCGCAAGAUAUGAGCUAAGCUGUAUACCAGAUAAUUAAAAUGUUGAAUCUUGUAAUUUCAGUUUUGUAACAUAAGCAACAUAGGAAUUGCAAAUCUUAAUUUUUUUAUGAUAUCACAUUCCAUCCAUUAAAUUUGGUGUC